AUGGCUCCCACAACACAGUCUACCGACCUUGCCACGCCCAGUCGCAAUUCCAAUGCCAUUGACAGUGCUGCUGCCAACAACAUCCCAGAACCCGAAUGGAGGGCUGAAAAAGAUGAAAAACAUGCCUACGACAUUUCCACCUCGACGAGCAAGAGCAGGGACGAAUCCACCCUGAUGACCCUGCCAGGGCCAGUUGAGCAUGGGCAGCCCCCAUCCGACAUCGAGAGCGACGGAAGUGCAACCAAGGUGGUGCCAGGUCCUCCGCCGGAUGGAGGUCUCCAGGCCUGGCUGCAAGUCCUCAUUGCUCACCUGGUCAUAUUCAACACCUGGGGCUACAUCAAUUCGUUUGGCGUGUUCCAGACGUACUACCUCAGCACCCUGGACCAGUCCCCCUCACAGAUCUCAUGGAUUGGCUCGGUCCAGGUCUUCCUGCUCUUCUUCAUCGGAACCGUUUCAGGCCGCGCAACCGACGCUGGCUACUUCCGUCACACCUUUGUCAUCGGAACCGUCCUCGUCAUCCUCGGCAUCUUCAUGACCUCGAUAUGUACCGAGUACUGGCAGCUUUUCCUUGCCCAGGGCAUCUGCACCGGUAUUGGGAACGGUCUCCUGUUCUGCCCCACGCUGGCCAUCCUGCCUACCUACUUCAAUAAGAAGAGGGCUAUGGCUGUCGGACUUGCUGCCUCGGGGACCACCACGGGUGGCAUGAUCAUUCCUGGCAUCUUCGAGGCGCUCCUACCCCGCGUGGGAUUCGGAUGGACCCUCCGCGUGCUCGGUUUUAUCACCCUGGUCUUCCAGGUGCUCUGCUUCGUCCUGUCGCGGACUCGGGUUCCGCCCAGAACCGUCGGGCCCCUGGUGGAGUUCUCAGCCUUCACGGAGUUGCCCUACCUAUUCUUCACCAUCGGCGUCUUCUUCUGCUUCUGGGGUAUAUAUCCCGCCUACUACUAUAUUGGCGAGUACGCAAGCAGUAUUACCGGUUUCUCCCAGGCAGAUUCCAUCAACCUCCUCAUCAUCAUGAACGGCAUCGGCAUCGUUGGUCGGCUGCUACCCCCUUACCUGUCUGACAGGUGGACUGGCCCAACCAACAUGAUGAUCCCCUUCGUCGUGCUGUCCGCCGUGUCGCUGUACUGCUGGGCAGCCAUCUACACCGCAGGCGGGCUCUGGGCAUUCUCUUGCAUCUAUGGGCUCUUCAGCUCUGGCGUCAAUAGUCUGUUCCCUACUGCCCUGUCCGCGCUGACUACAGACAUGACAAAGAUGGGGGUGCGCAUGGGCAUGGUCUACACAGUCAUCAGCUUUGCGACGCUAACUGGCACGCCCAUCGCGGGCGCCCUGAUCAGCACUAACGGUGGCCACUACCUAAGUAUGGAGAUGUUUGCUGCCUCGCUUCUGAUGAUCGGAGGCCUCUUUCUGGUGGCCGCCAGGAUAUCAAGAACAGGGUUGAAGCUGAAGGCGAGGAUGUAG
This is a messenger RNA of Diaporthe batatas, 1458 nucleotides long. RefSeq lists its product as uncharacterized. The transcript has a single exon. Bases 1 to 1458 code for a protein of 485 amino acids. Gene Ontology annotation, cellular component: fungal-type vacuole membrane. The record is from RefSeq and is a predicted model, not a curated record. Gene Ontology annotation, biological process: transmembrane transport. Gene Ontology annotation, molecular function: transmembrane transporter activity. Lineage: Eukaryota; Fungi; Ascomycota; Sordariomycetes; Diaporthales; Diaporthaceae.